Macrosiphum euphorbiae (potato aphid) is the source of this 315-nucleotide messenger RNA. The record is from the annotation of a GenBank genome assembly. Lineage: Eukaryota; Metazoa; Arthropoda; Insecta; Hemiptera; Aphididae.
AUGACGUCUGAUGAAUUCAGUACAGCUGAACUGGUAGCCAUUGCAUUAGCAUUGGAAGAAGAUGAAAAAAAAAAAACUACUAAAAGAAAAUACGCUGUACAUCCACUGAACGGGGAGAGAAGAAGAAAAGGCCAAUUUCAACAAAUUUACGGUGAUUUACGUCAAUACCCAGAAAAGUUUUUUUCCUUCUAUCGCAUGUCUACGCAAACAUUUGAUGAAAUGUUGAGUAUCGUCAAACCAAACUUAUCAAAGUUGGAUAAUAUAAAAAAUGAUACGAUAACACCGGAAGAACGUUUGACAAUUACUUUGAAGUGA